Molecule: messenger RNA, 1338 nt
Organism: Fonsecaea nubica
Lineage: Eukaryota; Fungi; Ascomycota; Eurotiomycetes; Chaetothyriales; Herpotrichiellaceae
Exons: 3
Coding region: 1-1338 (445 amino acids)
Biological process (GO): positive regulation of transcription from RNA polymerase II promoter by galactose
Cellular component (GO): nucleus
Molecular function (GO): zinc ion binding; RNA polymerase II cis-regulatory region sequence-specific DNA binding; DNA-binding transcription factor activity, RNA polymerase II-specific
Source: RefSeq, a predicted model, not a curated record
AUGGCGGAUCCCCGGGAUGCUCAACGUCCUCAGUACCCUCCUCCUCCGGACGACUCAAUCCAGGGUGGCUACUACUCACAACAAUCUCCCCAGCGUCCUCCUGCGAGGGAUGACCGGAGCCCAUAUCCUCCUCCAGAACCCGCGAGACAGCAGUAUCCAGAUCCGAGGGCGGCUCAUCCAUAUCCCCCUCCGCAGGCAUGGCCAAGUCAACAUGGUGCUUAUCCUCACUACCCAGACCCUGCGCAUCCAGCGUACGCAUAUCCCCCAAGGCCUGACCUGGGACAGCCCCCACCACCCAUGCAACCGGAUGCGUACCGCCUUCCACCAGUGUAUGCGCAUCCCCACGCAGGCUACUAUGCUUCUCCCUACCCCCCGCCUGCUCCAGCUGCUGCGCCGCGACAACGUACCGCCAUAGCCUGCAAGUACUGCCGGAAGAGAAAGAUCCGGUGCUCAGGCUAUGACAGUUCUCCGGAUGGCCGCUGUCAAAACUGCGUGCGGUUCAACCAGCAGUGCUUGUUCCAUCCUGUCUCGUCUCAGGCUGCCUUUGUCCCCGCCAACGCGGUUUAUGGACCCAAUGCUGCGCGGGCUCCCAUCGCAGGUCAACCUGAUGGUCGAGCCGGCCAAAAUGGACACCAUUAUCCCCGGGAGGGUGACCCGCCGCCAAUGCUCUAUGGUGCCCACGGCCAACCUCUAGGACCCGCUGGACCUCAUGGCCAACCCCAGUACAACUAUCCACCGCCACCGCCACCUGGUUAUCCUCCUGCGCCUUACCCCUACUCGUAUCCUCCUGCUGGACCAUCGUAUGACGCACAUGGGCAGGCUCAAGCUGCUCAGCAUGAUGAACGUGUCAGUCUUAAACGUCCCCCUCCUGAUGAUGACCCCCACAAUGAGAAUUCUCAUGCAUCCCAGUCUCCCCAUCCCAGCUCGCGUGCGCGCAACAGUACAUAUGAGUCACGCCAAAACAGCAGUGGUAGCUAUGAUUAUGCGGAUCAUACCCCCGGUGCGCCUACCUCGCCGGCUACGUCGACCAUGAGCUAUCAAUCUUUCCCUCAACAGCCGGCUCGCUAUCCCAAUGGCACUCAAUCUCAAAAGGGUAACGUGUCACCGUCUGGUCUGACGCCGCAGUCGGCGCAGAGCUACAAUUCGCCCCAUCAAGCGCCGACCUACGAUGACGGCAGGACUCCGCCGCCUAAUCAACCUGGUUCGGCAGGCUCCUCUGCCAACGGCAGAAGUGGCAUGAAGGUGCAUGAGAUGCUUGAACACACCCGGACUGCAGCUCCGGACCUACGAGGCAAGAACGACAACGAGAUGCUGAGCAAGCUGGAUGGCAAGAAAUAA